UCUAACAGACCGGGUUUAUCAGUGCUACAGAAAUAGAAUAACAAGAAUAAACGUCGCUCGUCAACGGCUCUGUUUCGGCUUCCUUUCCCUUUGCUUAAAGCCAGAGAAGAUGGGCAAUCUGUGUUGUUGCGUACAAGUUGAUCAGUCCUCAGUAGCUAUAAAGGAGACAUUUGGAAAGUUCGAAGCAGUUCUUGAUCCUGGAUGUCAUUGCCUUCCUUGGUUUCUUGGAAGCCAGCUCGCAGGCCAUCUGUCUCUGAGGUUGCAGCAGCUGGAUGUUCGAUGUGAGACCAAGACGAAGGACAACGUUUUUGUCAAUGUUGUUGCAUCUAUUCAAUAUCGUGCCCUGGCAGACAAGGCAGGUGAUGCUUUCUACAAACUAACCAACACAAGGACUCAAAUCCAGGCUUAUGUUUUUGAUGUAAUAAGGGCCAGUGUCCCAAAACUUAAUCUCGAUGAUGUGUUUGAGCAGAAGAAUGAGAUAGCCAAAGCUGUGGAAGAUGAACUUGGAAAGGCUAUGUCUGCUUAUGGAUACGAGAUUGUGCAAACGCUCAUUGUUGAUAUAGAACCAGAUGAGCAUGUGAAGCGGGCAAUGAAUGAGAUCAAUGCAGCUGCAAGACUGAGAGUGGCGGCUAAUGAGAAGGCAGAGGCUGAGAAGAUUCUACAAAUCAAGAGAGCUGAGGGUGAGGCUGAAUCAAAGUAUCUCUCUGGACUGGGUAUUGCUCGCCAGCGACAAGCAAUUGUGGAUGGCUUGAGAGAUAGCGUGUUGGGCUUCUCUGAGAAUGUGCCAGGGACCUCUGCAAAGGAUGUCAUGGACAUGGUCCUGGUCACCCAGUACUUCGACACAAUGAAGGAAAUCAGUGCUGCCUCGAAAUCCUCUGCUGUGUUUAUUCCUCAUGGACCUGGUGCUAUUCGCGAUGUUGCUACUCAGAUUCGAGAUGGACUUCUUCAGGCUUCGGCCCACAAGUAAUUGUGCAGAUUUUCAAAGCUUUAACAGGGUUUGUGUUUGAGAGGACCUUAUGCUUGCUAUAUAUUUCUGUAAAGGUUUCGCAUGUUGAAUUCUGGGUUUUGGUGAUUUUUGUUUUGUUUUCCAUGUGAGAGUUGCAUGAAUCUGAUAUUCUCUCAAUUUUGGGAGUUUGUGAAUGAUAAUUGAAUGAUGCUUUAUACUGUGCAAGUGGAUACAGUAGAAGGCAAACAUUAAAUAGUACAUACGAAAAAGUGCUGCUGUGGUUAAAUUAGUAAUAUCUUUUUCCCCAACGA
Molecule: messenger RNA, 1257 nt
Organism: Populus euphratica (Euphrates poplar)
Lineage: Eukaryota; Viridiplantae; Streptophyta; Magnoliopsida; Malpighiales; Salicaceae
Product: hypersensitive-induced response protein 1
Exons: 6
Coding region: 110-967 (285 amino acids)
Source: RefSeq, a predicted model, not a curated record